This is a messenger RNA of Pochonia chlamydosporia 170, 1497 nucleotides long. Its product is annotated as G-patch domain-containing protein. Lineage: Eukaryota; Fungi; Ascomycota; Sordariomycetes; Hypocreales; Clavicipitaceae. Gene Ontology annotation, molecular function: RNA binding. The coding region runs from base 1 to 1497 and encodes 498 amino acids. Gene Ontology annotation, biological process: mRNA cis splicing, via spliceosome. The record is from RefSeq and is a predicted model, not a curated record. Gene Ontology annotation, cellular component: precatalytic spliceosome. The transcript has 4 exons.
AUGGCAGCACCACCACCUCCACCGCCGGCAAAGGCGCCUUUCUCUCUCUAUGAUAACCUCAUGGAUCCUAAUGAUCCAGCUCCAGCCACAAUAUCUUCUGCGCCAGUUUUAUACAAUCAAGGUGAAUCGGGUGCCGAAGCAAAGAAGUCUCUGGAUCCAGCUCUUCGGUUCCAACCCAUUCGUCGCCCUCCCAUAAAGCAAGCCAAACCGAAAGGCAGCGUAUUUCCAAAGUCAAUAUCAGCUUCAAACCCUCCAAGUGCGGCAGAAGCAGGUACAAACUCAGCACAAUCAGCUGAUCCUACCUCUACAACGUCAGCCACCGGACUCCCCGCCAAGAGUACUCUCGCUGACUGGGCUGCCACGGAGGACGAUGAGUGGCGGUAUGGUGUUGGAGAAAAACGGCAGCGUGGUGGACGUAAAAAGAAGAAGAAGCAACAGCAGAUGCAAGCUGAAACGGAUUGGGAUGAGAUAUAUGAUCCCGCCAGACCUACCAACAUUGAAGAGUAUUUGAGAAGUGAUGAAAAGAUAGACGAGGUGAGGGAGUGGAAGGCGAUGCUGUACCGGCACCGGAAGAGACAUGACGAAAGCGAUAUAUCAGACGAUGAUGAGGAGGACUCACGACCAGUACCAUCAAACCAAUUCGCACCUCCUCCGUCAUAUGGCUUUGUACCCCCUCCUCCGGCAUCUCCUCCUUCAGCACCACCACCAGAGGAAAGUGGCGAUGAUGCCUACGCCCGCCGCCUAGCUUUAUCUUCAAACAAUCAACCUCCACCGCCUCCUUCACCACCCGCACAAACAGGUCUUCCUCCGCCCCCUCCCCCACCCACAGACUCAGCAACCAUAUCACGCGCUCCUAUCCGGUACAAUCAGCCCACAGAUUCCCAGGCUCACAACGAAGACGACGCCUACUCUCCACCGCCAACUCUCGGCGGCGACAACGAUGGUCAGGAUGACCCAGAAAGUGAGAGACGUUCGAAUCGUCCUGGCCAAGCUGGAUUUGCCCACCGGCUCAUGUCUAAAUACGGCUGGACUCAAGGAACCGGUCUCGGCGCCAAUGAGACUGGUAUCAUAAAUCCUCUCCGAGUGCAAGUCGAAAAGCGGCGUAAGAAAGCUGAUGCCGACGGCGGUGGGUGGGCAGAGCCUGGUGGCAAAGGCAAGAUCAUCGGCUCCAAGAGCAAAGCAGAACCCAGCAAGUUGGGUGCGAUGAGCGAUGUCAUUGUCCUACAGAACAUGCUGGAGAAUAUGCCUGACCUGCAAACCGAAAUUUCUGAUGGUUUGGGGCAAGAAAUUGGCGAAGAGUGCGGAGAAAAGUAUGGCCGCGUAGAACGUCUCUACAUCGACCAACCAACUCGUCAAGUUUUUAUAAAAUUCACAGACCAAGUGUCUGCCCUACGAGCAGUCAACGAGCUAGACGGUCGCGUGUUCAAUGGCAACACGAUAAUACCCAAGUUUUACGAUUCCGAAACAUUCGAGAAAGGCGUAUACACCCCCUCAUAA